GAGAGAGAACACAAACAGAUGCUUCCUCCCAUAGACCGCCCGUGUCUCGUACUCGGAAAGGAGCCCCCAUCACAGCACCUGGCAACAUGCAUGGGAUCUUUCACGAUGAGCUAGACAAAGUCGUUAAGAAGAGGGGCAAUACAUCAGAACCUAAUGAGGAGACUGACGACAGCCAAGUCUGCUGUGGACGUCAUCACGUGGAGGCUGGGGCGUCGCACGACGCCAGCUGUCAGGAUACAUACGAGAACGUUCAUAAUGUUCAGAAUGAGGAUGGUUGGCGUAGACAGCAGCAAACCUCCAAGCAGGCCCUCAAAAAGACACAAGAACUGUACCAAGAUUUCCAUCAGACAAAAAUGCUUCAGGAAAAGCCUGACCAGUUUGAGAACCUGUACGAGAUUCCAGAAUUUCCAUGGGAUCCCUUACCCGAAAGUUUUAACCGUCUCUCCGGCUGCAGUACUUCGUCCGGAGAAUCCGAAGGAGGUGCUUCGGUCAUGUCAGCUCCUCAGAGUCUUCACAGCUGUAAAGAACCAACAGAGAGCAGUUGGCCACCAAGUCCUACACCAUCGGAUGAUUCAGAGCCCGAAUGUUCUGAGAUAAACCCUCCAAGCUUACAAACAUGUUCAAGAGAACUGCCAGGAGGAAGAUUUCCACACCAAAAGGAACCCGAGGCUGGUUUGUGGCUGGAUGAACAGAUCUAUGAAAAUACGUCCGUCAUUCAGAGACGGCCCAGAACUGACUCUAGAACCACAAAACCAUCACGAUCAGGCUUUAUAUGGGAUGACGUUAAUCCCCAUCUCCAACAGUUUAAAGCCACGAUGAUUGAAAUACAGUGCAAGAAACUUAAAGAGGAGAAGCUAUCGUCGACGGCUACAGUACGUGUCGCCAAAACUAUCAUCGUUCGGAACUUGUCACAGCUAUCGCUCAAAGAAAUCAGAGACAGUAUUUUAGUUAUGGAUAUUCCUCUCGAACUCAAGGAUUACUUCCGGGUAGGUGACCAGUGGUUGAAGGUCAAUGAUAAUAUGCUGAAAAACGUCCACUUUGCCCGAGACUGUGUUCGAAUGUCAGACAAACCGGAGAUCGAGAUCACGCUAAAGAGAAUCCCGUUUGGAGCAAUCUGUGACUUCCCAUGGACUUCAAAUAAUGUUGACGACAUAGGGCUGAAACUCCGCGGAAACGAGAUUGAGCAGGUAUCUCCGAAGGGUCUGGCUCAUUGCAGAGGAUCUCUACAGUCAAACGAUAUCGCGUGUCUGAACAGUGCAGGCUUGAGAUGCAACUGCGUCAUCACUGAAGUCAACUUUGACUGCGUCCACCCCGAUGCAUCCACGGAACAGGUAUGGGAGAUGAUCAAGAAGGCAGACGGCAUUGUCAUUCUCAUGCUCCAUCCCGUGGACUUCCGUACCGUUCAGAGGGGUUUCGACAUCGACGGAAACGACGUGUACGAAAACGUAGGUCGAUCUAGCAACAUGCGCAAUGGAACUUCAGAGAAGUCCUACAAAAUGGCUUACAACCACAUAAUAUGACAACUGUUGGUGUAAGAUCAUUCACUAAAGACCCUCAAAGAAGCUACAGGGGGGCUAGAACAAGAGUGCACCAGAAAAAUGAACAAUUACACAAGAACAUCGUAUCUUAAGUGAUUCAUGCAUUUGCGUUAUGGAAUUUUAGAGGAGCUACACAAUGGGUGACAACAACAUUAUAUAACAAGCUCCGAACAUAAUAGGUCAUUUAAUGAACACGAUGUUUCUAACUUCAGAGGAACUACAACAUGGACGCACCAGAAAAAUGCAAGAUGAAAACAUCUGCAUCUUAGGUCAUUCUUAUCUAAAAUGCUUCAUUGAACUUUGGGGGAGCUACAAAAUAGCUGAAAGGGGCCUAAUGGAAAUGUGCAUUAUGGGUCAUUAAAUGAACACGUUGAAUGAAAAUUCAGCAGGGCUACAACAUGGACGCGCAACAAAAAUACAUAAUAGUCCCAUCAAAGCCCUUUUCAUGCAACAUGCUAAAUAAAGCUUUAUAUGAGCUUCAAACAAGCUGAUGACUGCAUUAAACACAAAUGUCACAUAGUGACUAUUCAAUGAAUACUACUCAAGAACCUGUCAUCUAGGGAUUAAUCACUGAACAGUCUUUAUCAGACCAUGGAUUUUACUGGCCAUGAUCAGACGUUCUUUUCUCGAACAAUCGAGACCCAAAUAAAAAGGCUCAUACAAACGAGAGAUAGACAUCUGACAUUCUCGGGAAUAAACUGUUAGCAGAUCAAGUGUUCUCGAACACUGGCUCAGGCCCAAUGUUCUUAAUCUCUCCACCUUCUUAGUCUGUAAAAUUGUAUGCCUUCUGCCAAUUUGUUUUGUAUUAAGUACCGUCGAACUCUUUAAAGCCCCACUGUC
Molecule: messenger RNA, 2378 nt
Organism: Strongylocentrotus purpuratus (purple sea urchin)
Lineage: Eukaryota; Metazoa; Echinodermata; Echinoidea; Camarodonta; Strongylocentrotidae
Exons: 9
Coding region: 87-1520 (477 amino acids)
Source: RefSeq, a predicted model, not a curated record